AUGGACCCUAAAAGGCUCGAUGAUCCAAGCGAUACAGCUUUGUCGGAGGAGCAGGGACAGAGACCAUUUCGGAACACGAAGGCGAGACAAGUAUCAGAAGAGAGACGACAAGCUGAUUUACUCGAAGAAAUUGAAGAGAAAGGCGAUCUUUCAGGUUCUCAGAGGAAGAAGCUUGAUAAGCUUCGAAAGGAGCUCCGUGACGAUGCUAGCAACACAGUAGAUCCUCAGAGUAAACCUCGCUACGCAGGGUCUACUGGUGAAAAUGAAGAUGGCAAGGUUCAAAAACCCUCGCAAGAACCGGGCAGCGAUCAUUUAUCUGCAUCAGUUGGCAAAAGCACGGUUCCCAAGGAUAAUAAGUGGAAAGAUCAGGCAGCUAAGACAGCCCCAGAUGCAUCCUCCGCAAUGGGUGAGGGUUGUGUUGCUGAAGCAUAUUGUCGAAGCAAGUCAUUUGGAGGUAUACGAUUGAUUAAUCGCUACGGACCUCAUGGUCAAUCAAGAUAUGAGUUUGGGCCAUCAAAGCGGCCAUCAAAGCGACCAUCAGAGCCACAUGAGAUAGAAGAAAUAAAAGGUCUCCGGCUGAUUUCUAGCAAAGACAGGACGAUCCUAGACAUCCAAAAAGGUGGCCAGUGGCAAUAUAGCUUCCAUAAUAUUGAAAAAGUUGUCAAUAUUGCGACUCUGAACCCUAGUCGAAAAUGGAAACCACGAGGAAAGAAAGCCACCCGUGUAUUUCCCACAGUCCUUCUGAAAAUUCAAUGGUGUGGCAUAGAAAAAGAACAUGAGGAGGAAUUCUUACAGCAAGGACAAGGCUGGAUUUUCAGGGGAAAGGUGACGAAGAGGAUCAAGCGAAAUCAGAAAGUUCUCCUGGAUGAAUGGGGCCGUGCAAAAGCGAAGGAACAGGAUCUGUCUUACCAAGGUUGGCUAAAGAAAAAUGGCAUUGCCAACAAAGAUAGCGAGGAACUACAUACUACCUUCUAUCCGGAUACAGAUUGGGCCAAUUCUCCCAUACGAUCGAAAAAAAAUCGUUCUAAUUCCGCCCAAAACAAUUCCAAUUCGACAUACCCUGUUUCAGGAAGUGAGAAAAUUGAAUCUUUAGGAGAUGGUCAUAAAUCUACAGAGAAACCUCGCAAUAAAAGACGAAGAUCAGAGUCUGAAGAAGAAACCACGGACCGCAUCAAAAAGCCUCGCUCCGAUCCAACGCCAUCUGAAAAGUCAGCCGAGAAAUACAUUCAUUGGAACGAAUAUGUCUCUGAUCUUAAGACCCAUUACAAGCUCACCGAACAAAUGUGCGAGGAGAACCCAAAGGCGUAUAUGGAAACUCUGGAUAGUAUCAUCCAAGGCUGGGAUGACUAUCGACAGAAUAUGUUGAACCAAGGUUACAAAGUACGCCCCGGAGGAGAAAGGCCCGAAUCAUAG
Penicillium canescens is the source of this 1413-nucleotide messenger RNA. RefSeq lists its product as uncharacterized. The record is from RefSeq and is a predicted model, not a curated record. The transcript is spliced from 2 exons. Lineage: Eukaryota; Fungi; Ascomycota; Eurotiomycetes; Eurotiales; Aspergillaceae. The coding region runs from base 1 to 1413 and encodes 470 amino acids.